Messenger RNA from Penicillium cataractarum, 483 nucleotides. RefSeq names its product CXXC motif containing zinc binding protein. Gene Ontology annotation, molecular function: zinc ion binding. The record is from RefSeq and is a predicted model, not a curated record. NCBI's taxonomy places the organism in Eukaryota, Fungi, Ascomycota, Eurotiomycetes, Eurotiales, Aspergillaceae. Bases 1 to 483 code for a protein of 160 amino acids. The transcript has 5 exons.
AUGCUUACUCUGACCCUCAAGGCUGAACUGGAAGGUGUCACUGGCUUGCAGCCCACUGAUACCGAGGAGAACCCAUAUUUCUACACCUUCAAGGUGCAAUGUACUUCCUGUCGCGAGACGCACCCGAACUGGGUCAGCUUCAACCGCUUUGAUCUGAACGAGAUCCCCGGUAGUCGGGGCGAGGCCAACUUUGUGUGGAAGUGCCGGUUGUGCACGAAAACCCACUCUGCUUCCAUCACUGCUGGCCCGCACGCCUACGAGGCUGAGGAGAAGAAGACCGGCCAGAAGAUCAUCGAGAUGGACUGCCGUGGUCUGGAGUUCACCGAGUUCAAGCCUGACGGCGAAUGGGAGGCCAAGGGUGUUGAGUCCUCAACUCCGUUCACUGGUAUUGAGCUCGGUGAGGGGGAGUGGUAUGAUUAUGACGAGAAGUCUGGGGAGGAGGUCAGCAUCAAGGAGCUGACUUGGACUAUUGGCCGGGCAUAA